Molecule: messenger RNA, 2748 nt
Organism: Scedosporium apiospermum
Lineage: Eukaryota; Fungi; Ascomycota; Sordariomycetes; Microascales; Microascaceae
Exons: 3
Coding region: 1-2748 (915 amino acids)
Cellular component (GO): cytosol
Source: RefSeq, a predicted model, not a curated record
AUGUCGGUAGCCGAGUCGUCUUCGGCCCAGCCGGCGGUCUCGGCUCCUCAGCCAACAGCUCCGCCUAGUCUCGGAGAGUCGAUCGAGGAGAAGUGUCUACUUGCGAGCCUCAUUACUAUCGAAUGCCACUUCACUGGCAGGCCUGUCCUGGGACCCAAGUCUACUCGCCAGGCUAUCUCUAUGUUGUCCAAGUCUCUGGAGAAGACUCAGGAUGAAGAUGUUCGCACAAGAAAGUUUGGCCCAAAUAUUGAGAUUUGGGUGUAUCUGAGAAAGAUUUUUCAAUCAGCCAUUCCAAAUCUUGCCAACCGUGCCCUUGGGCCUCUUGAAGGGCCAGAUGUCGCUGCUUCCUAUCCUCAGAGCUCAACCCUUAUUGUCAAGAACUAUGCUACCAUCAAGGAGGAUGUUCAGAUUCUUGACAUCUUGAUGCAGAUUGCUAGAAAUAUUCUAGUCAGCGAUUCCCGCCCUGUGCCACAGGACCUAUGUGCUGCUGCCACCUUUGAUAAAAUGGCCUACAAGACCAUUGUCCUCUGUGCCUAUGUGACGAAUAACAGCAAGAGUCCUGGUAGUGAUGUUGAGGGGACCACAGACUUCUUUGAAAAAGUCCUUGAAAUUCAUGACCUUUUCAAACGUCUCUUGGUGACGACUUUGCAACAAGCCCACAAUUGGGUCGUGGGCCACCAUUGGAACAAGAUGCAGCUGUUCUUGGACGUGCUCUUUGAUGACGCCGAGGGCGAGCCCGUCCUGGCGUCGCCCGUGCCCGCCGAGCUGAGAUGGACCGAGCCCAACAUGGAGGUAGCCCGAACCGAAGUGAAUAACUGGUUGGCCCGCAACUCUAAACUCGGCCCCUCUGCCACAGCCCUCCUGAAGGAGUACAUGGCGCACCAUGCUAAGGACCAGCCCAGUCCUCUAGACUCGGUGUCACCUCUAGCUUGGAACUGGCUGCCAAAAGUGCCUUAUGAGAUCCACGUCCAAGACGAUAGCAACGUGACUCCCGUUUGGGACCCGAACACCAAGUCAAAGUGGGACCGCGACCGACUUUACCUGCGAACGUCUCAUGAGAUCGACUCAUGGUGGACUGAGGUAGUGGGUGCCAACUUUGAGGAUGUAACGGCAAUGCAAUCCGUAGACGCAGCCAAAGAAGAACUCGGCUCGGCUCGCAAGGCUCUUCUUCAGCGCUGGGCUGAGGAGCAAGCCUCUAGUGCCACCGAUCCGUCCAGCCCUACCACCUAUAGCUCGAGGCUCCAUAACGACGACGAGGUCAUGUCGUCCGGGAUUCUUACCGAGAUUCCUAACAUCCUUGAUCCCAGGCAGAUUGAGGCACUCUACAUGAUCAUCAAGACUUGCAUCCUGGAUAGCCAUGGCGAUGGGCUUACGCCCUGUGGUGAGAAUCUUCAGAAAACGCGCUGCAAGAUGUUCCUGGCCCUUAACUCUGGCAGGAGUCUUUUUAAGGAGAUGCUCGUUUACGUUGGUAUCUGGGUUCUCGAUGAUACGGCGCUCGUAUAUCAAGUCAUGCGAGAUAUUGUUCUCGCCCUCCACCACAACUCACUCAUCCCUGCCGCGUGGAACAGGGUUAGCUCGUACCGGAACUUUAUUCUGUCUCCCGCCCAGUCCGUCCUUCUACGACUCGUCGGCGAUAUCUUUUGUUCAACAACCGCCCACAUGGAUGACGUCUCCCAGCAGGAGAAGUCCAAGCUCUUCAAGCUGAUCCAUUUCUUCUACACCUUCUUCCGCUCGUUUAUCGUACCCGAAUACGCGGCGAUUAUGCACGUCCAAUCCCAGAUCCGCGAGGGUAAAAUGGAGCCCUCUGAUUUCCGCAUGGAUUACUGGGAGAUGCAAAGAGCGAAGGCGGCCUUGAUCCAGUACCUCGAGUUCAUCGAGCUGGUGGCCGAAAUCCGUGAGACGAGAGAGCUCUUGAUCAAGUGGGAAGCCGUCUACGACCUCAUCGUUUUGCUGACGGCGCUCGAAGCUGCGGUUCCCAAGCUGCCGCUCGUCGAUAUGAGUAACGGCCAGCCCAAGGCCGUCCGUCAACCAGGCAGCUCGGGGGGUUCAUCGUCUCCCAAGGACCCUCACCACCAUCACCAUCACCAUCACCACCACUCUCACCACCACCAUCAUCACCAUCAUCACAGCCACGACUACCACGACGCCCAUUCCGAUUUUGACCCGGAUUCGGAUAACGAGUCCUUCGACUCCACGGGCCCCAUGGACAUGACUUCAGAACACUCCGGGAGCACCUCCCGCGAGCAAGGAAGCAAAUAUGCCUGGGCCGGCGUCAAAGCCCCCAUCUUCACCAUAAUCGCCACCCUCCUCCAACCCCGCCCCGGUCGCGGCACCCCCGGUAACGCAGACGUCCAACGCCAAGUCCUCCAGAACAACGGGCUCGUCGCCCUGCUCAACUGCGUAUCCUACGACGGGUACCAGCCCCUCUCGAGGGAGCGCGUCACCCUCUGUCUCAAGUGGCUCGUCGAGGGCAACAAGGAUGCUGCCGAUUGGUUCAAGGAAUUAUUCAAGCAUACUGAGGCUGCCGCCGCCGCUUCGGCUCUUGCGGCUGUUGGUGCUCAGCAGCAGCAGAGGCCUGCGUCGGCGGCUGGUCCUUCGACGGAACCUGUGCGAAGGGUUAGAGUUGAUGGGGUUCAGGGGGAUGUUCCGGUGCGGGCUAGGUCUGAGGCUCAUGAGGUAGAGGAGCCGAGAGGUGGUAUCCAGGGUGGCGGUGGGCUUACACAGAUGGAGGAGGAUUUCAUGGCCUGA